AACGCCACCCUCCUUCCGUUUCUGUUUUCAGCAUCAAUUACUUUUUAUUUUUUUCAGAGCCUCCUUCACCAAACUCCGCUCUGUUCAGCCCGUGAUCUUUUGAUCUUUCUCUAUGGCUACCAUUUCCAAGCUCUCUAACCCCAACCCAGUCGCUUCUCUUUCAUCAUCUUUCAAACCCAGAUCUUCUUCAUCGCUUAAAUGCUUCGUUGGGUUCCCUACCAGGCCUGGUUUCAGCUCUAAGCUGGUUUCAUCUUCUAGCUUGUCCUCGAUAAACACCCACCCUUUCAGGGGCUCCUUGGUUGUCAGGUGUUCUCUUGCUGAUGGAAACGGUAGUUCAGUGAAGAGGACUACUUUGCAUGAUCUGUAUGAAAAAGAAGGGCAGAGUCCAUGGUAUGACAACCUUUGCAGGCCAGUGACCGAUUUGCUGCCACUGAUUGCAAGUGGGGUUAGAGGUGUAACUAGCAACCCAGCGAUUUUCCAGAAAGCUAUAUCUUCAUCAAAUGCUUACAAUGAUCAAUUCAGGGAACUUGUGCAAUCAGGAAAAGAUAUCGAAAGUGCUUAUUGGGAGUUGGUGGUGAAGGACAUCCAAGAUGCCUGCAAACUUUUUGAGCCAAUCUAUGACCAAACAGAUGGAGGUGAUGGUUAUGUUUCUGUUGAGGUUUCUCCCAGACUUGCUGAUGAUACUAAUGGGACCAUUGAGGCAGCCAAAUAUCUUCAUGAAGUGGUUGAUCGUCCCAAUGUGUACAUUAAGAUCCCUGCAACAGCACCAUGCAUUCCUUCAAUCAAGGAAGUUAUUGCGAAUGGCAUAAGUGUGAACGUCACUCUCAUAUUUUCGCUUGCUAGAUACGAGGCUGUCAUUGAUGCUUACUUGGACGGCCUUGAGGAUUCUGGGUUGAGUGAUCUCUCCAGGGUUACUAGUGUAGCUUCCUUCUUUGUCAGUAGGGUAGACACCCUCAUUGACAAAAUGCUUGAAAUGAUUGGAACACCAGAAGCCCUUGAUCUCCGAGGAAAGGCUGCUGUAGCACAAGCAGCUCUGGCAUAUAGGCUCUACCAGAAGAAAUUCUCCGGUCCAAGAUGGGAGGCUUUGGUGAAGAAGGGUGCCAAGAAACAGAGGUUGCUCUGGGCUUCAACUAGUGUCAAGAACCCUGCCUACCCUGACACCCUAUAUGUUGCUCCUCUCAUUGGACCUGACACGGUCUCAACCAUGCCUGACCAAGCACUCCAAGCCUUCAUAGACCAUGGCACAGUUUCAAGGACGAUUGACGCAAACGUGUCUGAAGCUGAAGGCAUCUAUAGUGCACUUGAGAAGUUGGGGAUUGACUGGGGCAAAGUCGGUUCACAGCUGGAAGACGAGGGAGUGGAGUCUUUCAAGAAGAGCUUUGACAGCCUUCUCGACACAUUGCAAGAGAAGGCAAACACUCUUAAAUUUGUGAUUUCUUAGAUUUGCUGUCACUGCAAACACAAUAAAAAAACAAGCUGGAGUUGGUUCCUGCUGUAAAAGAAAGUUGGUGGGCGAGCGUUAUGCGAGACGUUGAAUAUUAUGUAAUAUGAAGCACCGAGUGUUUGUUUAAUGGAACUUUUGUUUUGUGCUUUUGUUUUA
Gossypium raimondii (Peruvian cotton) is the source of this 1600-nucleotide messenger RNA. RefSeq lists its product as uncharacterized. Gene Ontology annotation, molecular function: transaldolase activity. Gene Ontology annotation, cellular component: cytoplasm; intracellular anatomical structure. NCBI's taxonomy places the organism in Eukaryota, Viridiplantae, Streptophyta, Magnoliopsida, Malvales, Malvaceae. Gene Ontology annotation, biological process: carbohydrate metabolic process; pentose-phosphate shunt. The coding region runs from base 113 to 1441 and encodes 442 amino acids. The record is from RefSeq and is a predicted model, not a curated record. The transcript has 7 exons.